GGGCCAAAGAAAUUCACAGGAAGAUGUCGGUUGUUCGUGGGAAAUAUGCCACUUGAUUUUACAGAGGAUGAUUUUAAAGCACUCUUCACACCUUAUGGAGAAUCAUCAGAGGCUUACGUAAAUGGACAACGUGGAUUUGGCUUCAUCAGAAUGGAUUACCGUCACAAUGCUGAAGCUGCUAAAGUUGGACUGGAUGGAACCACCAAGAAGGGCAGAACAUUGAGAGUACGAUUUGCCACACAUGGUGCUGCUCUAAGAGUGAAAAAUCUCCACCCAACUGUCUCUAAUGAUCUUCUAGAGCAAGGGUUCUCCCAGUUUGGGGAAUUAGAAAGAGCAAUUGUCAUUGUUGAUGAUAGGGGUAAAUCCACAGGAGAGGGCAUUGUUGAGUUUGUCAGAAAACCAGGGGCACAACAAGCCCUUCGGCGUUUAAAUGAAGGUGUUUUCUUGCUUGGAGCUUCCCCAAGGCCAGUAAUUGUUGAACCAUUAGAGCAAAAGGAUGAUGAGGAUGGUAUGCCAGAGAAAUUCAUGAAUAAGAAUGAUCCUUUAUACAAAAAGGAAAGAGAACAAGAACCAAGAUUUGCUCAGCCAGGAACAUUUGAUUAUGAUAUGGGUAUGAGAUGGAAGCAAUUGGUGGUGUUAGAAAAAGAGAAGCUAGAUAGAGUGAAGAAAGAGAUGGAAGAGGCUCAGUUAAAACUUGAAGAUGAAAUGCAGAGCGCUUUAUAUGAUUAUGAAGCUGAGAGAAUCCGACAAGAUUUGUUAAGACAACAAGAAGAAUUGAGAAGACUUGAAGAAAGAAAACAGCAAGAUCAGAUGAGACGUAGACAGGAAAUGGAAAUGAGACAAGAGGAGGAAAGAAGAAGACAGGAUAUGAUGAUGAGACAACAGAACAUG
Messenger RNA from Lottia gigantea (owl limpet), 891 nucleotides. RefSeq lists its product as hypothetical. NCBI's taxonomy places the organism in Eukaryota, Metazoa, Mollusca, Gastropoda, Lottiidae. The annotation marks the transcript as partial. The record is from RefSeq and is a predicted model, not a curated record. Gene Ontology annotation, molecular function: RNA binding. Gene Ontology annotation, cellular component: nucleus. Gene Ontology annotation, biological process: regulation of DNA-templated transcription. The transcript has 6 exons.